This is a messenger RNA of Andrographis paniculata, 2867 nucleotides long. RefSeq names its product protein FAR1-RELATED SEQUENCE 5-like. The record is from RefSeq and is a predicted model, not a curated record. The transcript is spliced from 4 exons. Gene Ontology annotation, biological process: regulation of DNA-templated transcription. The coding region runs from base 155 to 2554 and encodes 799 amino acids. Gene Ontology annotation, molecular function: zinc ion binding. NCBI's taxonomy places the organism in Eukaryota, Viridiplantae, Streptophyta, Magnoliopsida, Lamiales, Acanthaceae.
GCUCCAUCUUCCCCACCUCCAACACUCGCUGGAAUUCCGUCAGAAUCUUCGCCAUACCAUGCCUCAUCACGAUUCCGGCGCCCGAUCUUGCAGAAUGUAGCCACCUCUUCGUUUCCCUACUUUCGCUUUAGGUCACUGCUUUCGGCAGAAAAGAAUGGAUUCUACAUCUGGGAGUGGCAGUAGGGAUGAGGCCAUUUCUGUUGAUAUGAAUGUUGAUCUUGCUACAACGGAAUCAGCUAGUGGAGGUGGAGAGGUUGAUGCAGGGAAGGUGGCUUCGAUAAUCAGGCAAUUGGAAGCUAGACUGGCAGUAGGUCAAGUAGUGGCCGAUAUCGAUGAGGCGUAUUCGUUGUACACAACGUAUGCAUUGGCUAAAGGCUUUAGUGUCAGGAAGUCGAAAAAUCGGUACUUUGAGAAGACUCAAGAAGUCCGGUUGAAGAUGUUUCUAUGUAAUAAAGAAGGGGAGAAGAUUAGUAAACCUAAAAAGGCAAGCCGCGCUAAAUUAGAGACGAAAACGGGGUGUAAAGCGAAGCUGGAGAUUUCGCGUGAGAGGAAUAGUGUGUGGAAGGUUAGGCAGUUCCACACUGAGCACAACCAUGAAUUGGCGCUUCCUGAUGAGGCUCAGUUGUUGAAAUCUGCACGUGAGAUGACGGUGGGUGUGGUUGGGGUGUUGGAGAAAAUGUUCAGUUUUGGAAAAAGCCCAUCAGAUGCUUUGAAUGACGUUGCAGGGGAAGAUGAUAAGACCUUAAAUUUUAAGGAUGCUAACAGCCUGAUUAAUGUUAUCAAAAGUGCGAAGAUCAAUACUGUGGAUUGUCGGGAAUUGUUCCAAUAUUUUCAGAGUAGGGUUAGUUCGAAUGACGGGUUUUUUUGGGAUGGAGAAUUUAAUGAACUAGGGUUAAUGAAAAAUAUCUUUUGGAGGGACAGCAGAUGUGGCAUUGAUUACGACUGUUUUGGUGACGUUGUUUCCUUUGAUGCCACCUAUAGAAUCGAAAAAGAUGAUUUGAUUUGCGCGCCAUUUGUUGGGAUCAACCAUCACGGACACAACGUAAUGUUUGGGUGUGCAUUUCUGUCCGACGAAACAGUUCAGACAUUUGAAUGGUUGUUUGGAACUUUCUUGAGAGCAAUGGAUAACAAGCACCCACAAACAUUGUUUACGAAUCCAUGCAAGGUAAUGAUGACUGCCAUUCAGAAUGUGUUUCCAAAUACAUGCCAUCGAUUUUGCCAAUGGCAUAUCAUGAAGGAUGCAACAUGUCAGCUUGAAAGCCUUAUUGACAAUGCCGAAUUUAGAAGCUUGUUUGAGAAAUGCAUGGAUGGCUGUGACUCCGAAGUGGAUUUUGACGGGACGUGGAAUGGAAUGAUAAACAACUAUGAUUGCCGUGACAACAAAUGGUUGAAUGAUAUGUACAACCUUCGUCAGAAAUGGUCUACAUUAUACUAUGGGGAUGAGUUUAAUGCUGGAUUUAGGACUACCUGUAGAAGCGAACAUGGAAAUCAUGUGUUGGAAGAAAUUAGUAAUGAGGUCUCAUCUUUGUAUGAAUUUGUGAUCACCUUUGAGGAGCUUGUGGGACGGUGGCGCAGAAAGGAAAGGAUCGAAGAUUUUAAUUGCAAACAAGGGAAGCUGACACGUGGCCUGAAACACAGCCCUCUACUGAAUCAUGCUGCGAGUGUUUACACAAAUGCAGUCUACGAGAAAUUCGAACUAGAGCUGAUGAGUGGUACCAUGGCAAAUUCAAGAGUUAGUAAAGGUACUUAUGGGGCCACAUCAUGGAUGUACGAAGUAAUUUCUCAUGAGACAGAUCAAAUUAGGACUUUGGUUUUUGAUACAGCUACCUUGGAAAUUAAGUGCAGCUGUAAAAAAUUUGAGUCAAUGGGCAUCCUUUGUUUGCAUGCACUAUUAGUAUUGACAACUGAAAAUGUGCACAAAAUUCCUGAGAGAUAUAUUCUCAGUCGUUGGACAACAAAUGUGAAGAGUAGGAUAGAAAAUGGCGACACAAGGAAUGUAAAUGAUCCCGACAUGGCCGAUCCCAAUCAGUUUCUCAGAUUUACUCAUGACUUAAUCAUGAGAAGUAAGCAACACUUGGAGACAAGGGAAAUUCUCAUCAGAUGCUUAGAGGAUGCAGCUUCAAAAAUAGACAACUUCUUCCUUAGGCUGAACUCAGAAACAAAAUCGUCUAAACGGACAGGAAUGACUAAUGUAUCAAACAUCAUGGAAGCUAUAAAUAGUGAGACGGGUGGUUUUGAUGUUCCUAUCGAGCCAAAUAGAGUUUCUAAUGCAGUGCUAAGCCUUUGUGAGAUAAGCAACAAGAAAAAGCUGCAACCAGCUGCUGAAUCUUCAAGGAAAUCGAAGAGGGCUGCUACAGAUAAAUUUCAGACUUUGCCGCAGCAAAUGUCACUUAUGAGCCGAGCUUGUGAACCAACUGCAUUCCCUUCAGAAACAGCUCAACUGUUGUUUCAUCCAAUUCACUCGGAAAUGAACCCUGCUGCGUCACAAAUGUUUUAUGCAUUGCCUACUGGGAAUAUUGGCAUGCAUGCCCAGGGGUCGUCGCGGGAUCCUUGAAAAACCAUGACUCCUACUUUGUACCUGCUCUUGAUUUUGAGGUGUUGAGAGAUGCAUUUUUUUGGGUCAAGCCGAGGAAUGUUUGGAUACUUCAAAAAACUACAUUCGAGAAACUCACUGUAAAUUUUAUGCCUUCAUGAGCAAGAUGUCAUUAAUUCAUACUUGCUGCUUCUAAUCUGCUAUUGGCCAAAUUGUUUCUAUUUCAAAUAUGGGGCUCGACUUAUCUGCCUUUACAUUAUGGCCGUUGCUGGUUGUUCGAUCAUGGCUCUGUAUACAGUGUAAUUAAAGUUGUUUUAACCUUGUUCGCCGUGUA